Messenger RNA from Acanthoscelides obtectus, 378 nucleotides. NCBI's taxonomy places the organism in Eukaryota, Metazoa, Arthropoda, Insecta, Coleoptera, Chrysomelidae. The record is from the annotation of a GenBank genome assembly.
AUGGUGGAGAUUAAGAAAGCUGAGCCACGGGACGGCAGUGGCGGAAACAAGAUGGGCGGUUCUGAUCCGUCUUCGGCGUGGGGCCCGCCGCAGGCCCCCAUGGGCAUGAUGCAGGGCCCCAACGGGCAGAUGGGAGGACCUCCGAUGAAUUUGGGCGCACCCAUGGGACCUAACAUGAUGCAGAAACCACCUGUAAUCCCAAGGUCAUUUGUUUCAAACACAACCAGGCCAGGCAUGUCAUAUGCUCAAGCUACUCAAAAUCAACUUCGACCGGAAACCAUUACGAGUACUAACAAUACCAGUACUAGGAAUAACAUAGACAGUCGGGUACUGGACUGUCUAUCAUCGCCUAAUGACUAUGUUCAAACAGUUCAAUGA